This is a messenger RNA of Gadus macrocephalus (Pacific cod), 2078 nucleotides long. It is a transcript of the gene tmpoa, whose product is annotated as thymopoietin a. Lineage: Eukaryota; Metazoa; Chordata; Actinopteri; Gadiformes; Gadidae. The record is from RefSeq and is a predicted model, not a curated record. The coding region runs from base 340 to 1527 and encodes 395 amino acids. Gene Ontology annotation, molecular function: DNA binding. The transcript is spliced from 6 exons.
CGUCGACUUCCCGCGACACGCUGAGGCGCCAUAUGCUCUCUUAUUUACCUCGGUGUAGUCGGAGUACCCCAGGACCCCACCACAGUAUUGGGACUUACUGGUGUACAAACGCUCCGUGUGUUAUGAUAUACUUAUUAUAGGUAUAUAUACUUAUAUUAUAACACAGUUUGGUUCGGUCACUUAAUUCCGACAAGCGGCGCUCUCGUGUCGGGCUUUGUACCCCUGUUCCUCACCCCCCUCAGAUCGACUCUGUUACCGAGAGACCGGAGGACCCUGCAGCCGCAACCGGACUUUGUUACCGCCGGAGACCAGAGGAAUCCGCGGCCACAGCCCGCCACCAUGCCUCAUUACCUGGAAGACCCCUCGGUCCUCACCAAGGAGAAGCUGAAGAACGAGCUGCUUAUCAACAACGUGGAGCUGCCUGUCUCCAGCGCCCCGAAGGACGUGUACGUCCAGCUGUACCUGAAGCACCUCACGGUGCAGAACACGAGGAGCGGGGGGGCACUGGACGGGGGAACCACCCUGGACGGCUUUUCCAGCGACGAGGACCUGCCCCCGCCCGUGGUCGUGAGCCGCUCCUCCGGACGGAAGGCCAUCCGGAAGACAGACAAGGUCCAAAUGGAGGACCUGGAUGUGGCGGAGCUGACGGCUGAGGGCCUGAAGGAGGAGCUGAUGAAGUACGGCGUGGACGCGGGGCCCAUCGUGGCGUCGACCCGUCGUGUUUACGAGAAGAAGCUGCAGAGACUGCAGGAAGAGAACAUCUCUCCGGCAACGCCUGAACUCCCGGCCAUCGUCAUGGAGACAGAGGUCCACCACAACGGACACGCUGACCUGGACUUCAGCGACAAGGAGGACGAGGAGGUCCUGGUGGUCCCCGUUCCUGAACCAGAGGUGAUCCCGGAGCCGGAGCCGCUCCCCGAGCCCAUCCCCAUCGUGGAGAGACUGGUCCGCAGCCGGGGGAAGAUCCCCGUCACCACCAGGACACGGAGCAGCCAGCACCACAAGGUGGAGAAGGUGGUGGUUGCAGAACAGACCCAGGGAGCCGAAGUGAGGGACAUCCUGAAGGAAGUAUUUGCCAACGAUUUCAACAGUCCUUUUGGAAUCCUCGCCUCUUGUCGAAAGCCCAUCCGCGGUGCGGCCGGACGCCCCAUCCAGCCCAGCGACUUCUGGCAGGACGAGAACCUGCUGCUCUCCCCGAAGAACCUCUCUACCACUACCACCACCACCACCAGCUUCUCAGAGACCCGCCACAGAUCCUCCAACCUGUUCCCCUCCACCCACUCCUCUUCCUCCUCUUCCUCCUCAUCCUCCUCCGCCCCCGCAGCCCCCAGACUGGUCCUCGCAGCACCCCCUGCUGGCCACGCCCCCGCAGCGCGCCGCGGCCUCUCCGUCUGGCUGAAGCUCUUCCUCCUGGUUCUGCUGGUGGCCUUCCUCUUCUUCGUCUACCAGACCAUGGAGGCCGAAGUCUUGAGUCCUUUCAGCCGCUCGGAGGCGGAGCCGACCGGAACCACAGAGGGCGUGGCUUAGAACACCCAGAAAAAGGCUCCAAAAAAUGUGUGUGGGGGGGGGGGAAUACAGUUCGCUUUAUUUUUGUUUGUGAAUCAGUCAACUAUCUAAGUCUAUAUUCCAGUGUUUUUCCAGCCUACUCAGUCUUGAGGAUGUAAACAUAAAGGCUAGCGUGCCACUAGCUUCGUGGUGUGAGUAAAUGAACACAACGUGACUCUGGUCUCCGGACCUCGAUCCAACAAGGCCGCCGUUUCCCAAUUCACGCUUUUUCCUAAGUGUCGCUUUGUUUGUGUGUUUGUUUUGAUAUGGGGAUGAGUGUUUUAUCUUCAUGUGUCGAUUUUCUGUUGCUAUUAUAUCCUGCUUCAACAGAAUUUGAAUUGUUUGUUUUAUGCAAUAGGGAGAAUUAACAUUUCCCAAUGCAUAUCUUUGAAUUGUAUUUCUUUAACUAAUAUGAUAUUCUCAUUUAUUUUGAAAAUGUAUGAUUUCGUUCCCGUUUAUUUCUUUUUUGAAUUAUGUAAACUCAACAUACAAAUUAUGAAAUGGCUACAAAUAAACGUUAUUGGAUUAACAUG